Symbiodinium necroappetens is the source of this 786-nucleotide messenger RNA. The record is from the annotation of a GenBank genome assembly. Lineage: Eukaryota; Dinophyceae; Suessiales; Symbiodiniaceae.
AUGUUGAAUGCCGACGAGAAUCGUCAGCAUACCGUGGCAGUCAUCAAGGAUGCAGCUGAGGACCGCUCCUGGCGUGUUAGGCUGACAGUUGCCAAGAACUUUGAUCAGCUUUGCCAAGCCUUUGGCCCGGAGUUGACAGCUCAGAAGUUGAUGCAGCCGUUCAUCCAGCUCAUGAAGGACAACGAGCAGGAAGUGAGAAAGGAGGCUGUGAGGGUGAUUGAGGCCUGUCUCAAUCUGCCAGAGCCUCUCACAUCCGAGCAGCUCCAGCAGCACAUUCUGCCGCAGUUCCAAGCCCUGGGCCUGGAUCCUGCGCAGUCCGUGCGAGCCGCCCUGGCACAAGUUUUGGGGCCAGUGGCGAAGGCCCUCGGACGUGACGUUACGCAGCGACAGCUGCUGAGCCUGAUCUCCGACCUCAUGAAGGACGAGUUCCACGACGUGCGGCUGAAUAUCGUCUCGCAUGCCGGCCUCAUCUGCGAAGUUUUGAGUGUGGAUGGUCUGGUCCACUCACUCUUGCACACGGUGCAGAACCUGAUCAUGGACAACCACUGGCGCAUCCGUCAGAGCGUUGUAGAGCAAGUUCCGAAGCUCUCGCGGCUGUUCGGCAUGGAGAUGUUCCAGUCCAAGCUGGAGACCAUCUUCCUGUCCAGCUUGCGCGACUCCGUGCACUCGGUGCGUCAGGCCGCGAUACAGCACCUGAAAGAGAUCGCCGAUACCUUUGGUUCUCAGUGGACCGUGGAACAUCUACUGCCUAAGCUUGUCGAGCAGUACUCUGGCAGCGUAGGCUAC